CAACCUACCCACCAACUAUAACAUUUUAACACCAAAAACUGACUUUUCGCAAUGAAAAUUCAACUCGUCGCACUUUUCCUGGCAAUCGCGCUACACAGCGCACAGUCGCGCAUAUUCGAUAAAUGUUCGCUGACACACGAACUGGCCGCACAGGGUAUACCACGUGCCAAUAUACCCAACUGGGUGUGCAUCGCACAGUACGAAAGCAAUUUCAACACCGCCGAAGUGGGUCCACCAAAUCCGGAUGGUUCACGAGAUUGGGGUAUAUUUCAUAUAAACGAUCGUUAUUGGUGUAAACCUGCUGAUGGCCGACCCAGUGCGAACUCCUGUCGUGUACCCUGUCGUUCACUGUAUACGGAUGAUAUAACGGCCGCAGUCAAGUGUGCACGACAAAUUAUACGUACGCAGGGUUUCACAGCUUGGAACACAUGGAAUACUAAUUGUGGCAGAGGUGCGAAUGUACCGAAAAUUGAUGAUUGCUAUUGAAGUGAAUUGUGUUGUAGAAGUGUCAAGGCUCUACUUGGGUGACAGCUUAUAUGCUCUAUAUGCUUGCGAAGUGAAACAUGAUUUCGUAUGUAAGUAAAAAUGUAGGUAACAUCUGUAAGCGAUGUAUCUGAUCUUGAAGAAGUUAUUUGCAAAUUAAUUCACAAGAAUUUAUUGCAAUUGUUGUUGUAUAAACUACACAAAGUGUUUUUAUUGAUAGGAAAUCGCUCAGGUUAAUAAAAAAUUUUGAGAGAAAACCUGAGCUCUUCGUCCACAAUGGGUGGGAACGGAGAGGAUUUUUAGCUCAGUGGUGUCAACUUGGCAAAGGAUGCCUUUUGAAGAACUGUUCACAAAGUAAUUUCUACUAGGAGCUGAAAUCGUCCAUGCAAUCUAUGAGGACAUCGAACAAUACGCCGACUAAACUUCGGCCGCGGACAGCAUCAGACGUGCCUUAAACUCUAUUCACAGUGGAUUUCCUUCCUUCCUUGAUUCCCUUGAUAGUGAAUGACAUCAUUGGAGUCAAACCACCGCCUAUUGAAGACGACGAGCUCUCAUUAUUUCGUGAAACAAGAGUGACACUUGGGCAACUUCGUUCCUAAUAUUGUAUUAACCUGCUACUCCUACUUAUCCAGAAUAGACGUCGAAAUAUCGAUUAUAUGUCCUGCAUGCAACGAAUCCCUGCAUGAUACUAACCUUAUCUUUACAUGACCAACAAAUCCGACUCUUUUAACAACCCUCUCUCUAUGCUCCGACCCUGUCAACAGUUUGAAACGGUUUGUUUCCUGGAUAUCAUGUUAGAUGACCUCGAUGACAAUAUGUUUAGGCUUUCCGCUUCAACCAGAGCCGGAAUAAUCGUUAUAACAACAACAGCAACCAGUUUCGAUAGGGUCGGAUCAAUGAAUCGGUUCAAUUGUCAUUACAAAGAAGUUACUAAUACACGAGAACUGAAAAUAUGUUUGGUCACCAUCAAUUACUGGAUAUAAUCUGCAAAGAAGGACUCCAAAAUUGUUUUUAACCAAACUUCAAUUGAUCAUUUGCAAAUAUGAAAAAUAAUCCAUUUCUCGUUUAAAAAUUACUUUUUAAUAAAAUUCACGUAUACGAAAUCUUCUAGAUAUAUUCUUACAUAUCUACGAAUGUAUAUAUAAAUUUACAAAUAAUCAACUUUAUUUUAUUACCCUAUCCAACUAAACAUAAGAUUGUCA
Zeugodacus cucurbitae (melon fly) is the source of this 1685-nucleotide messenger RNA. RefSeq names its product lysozyme P-like. The coding region runs from base 52 to 486 and encodes 144 amino acids. Lineage: Eukaryota; Metazoa; Arthropoda; Insecta; Diptera; Tephritidae. The record is from RefSeq and is a predicted model, not a curated record. Gene Ontology annotation, molecular function: lysozyme activity. The transcript has 2 exons.